This is a messenger RNA of Stegastes partitus (bicolor damselfish), 2001 nucleotides long. Its product is annotated as protocadherin alpha-3-like. Gene Ontology annotation, molecular function: calcium ion binding. Gene Ontology annotation, cellular component: plasma membrane. The annotation marks the transcript as partial. The record is from RefSeq and is a predicted model, not a curated record. The transcript has a single exon. Lineage: Eukaryota; Metazoa; Chordata; Actinopteri; Pomacentridae. Gene Ontology annotation, biological process: homophilic cell-cell adhesion.
AAGCCAUGAAGAAGAAAAUACUACUAACACUGGUAAAACGCAAAGUCUCCUGAGGACACUAGUUGGUGUGUGCUGUCCAUGGUGCUGGAAAGUAAUGCUCAGCUCUCCAGUGUCAGUUGAACUUUCCAUUCAGCAGCGCAUAUAAUUAUAAUUAUCUUUGGUGUGACCUAAAGAGGCCAGAAAAUAUUUUUACUGCUCUCUGCAUUUAACCCCUUUCGCCACUUGGCGCCGCUAUUGAUCCAUCAGAGACAGCCCUGCUCGUUGAUACAACUAAGCCACUCCCGUUUUCAGGCGACGUGAACAUCUCCUCAGCCUUUGUUUUAAAGACACGGAGGACGGUGGAACAAACACAGAAUACUCCACUCAUAAAGCUCACGGAAAUCCUCCGUACUGCCUAAAAUAUCGGACCGUUGUUCCUAUUGGACAGAUAUGUCAUCGCCUUUGAGAUGGAGCUAUUUCGGGAUAUAUCUAUGGCUUUUUAUACAGGAUUGUUACUGGCAAACGGUGGCUGGGCAGCUCUCCUAUUCCGUCUCAGAGGAGGUAAACCCGGGGACUGUUGUUGGAAAUAUCGCUAAGGACCUAAGCCUUAAUUCACAAGACUUGGAAUCCCGCAUGUUUCAGAUUGUUACUGGAUCAAAGAGAAAAUUCUUCGAGGUAAAUCUAAAGACUGGUGUUUUGUAUGUCAGUGAGAGAAUAGACAGAGAGGAGCUCUGCUCGGGGGAACUUAAAUGCCCAGUAAGCGUCGAAGCCGUGAUAAACAACCCUUUGAAGCUUUAUCGUAUUGACGUUGAUAUUUUAGAUGUAAACGACAAUGCCCCCUUGUUUACGACCAAACUGCAAAAUUUGUAUAUCGCAGAGAGUACAUUACCAGGAGUGAAAUUCGCCCUAUCUGAAGCAACUGAUGCAGACGUGGGGAGAAACGGAGUGAAUACUUACAAAUUAAGCCAGAAUGAACAUUUCUCUUUGGCGGUGCACAAAGCAGGUGAUAGUGUGUCUGCUGAGUUAGUGCUGCAGAAAGCUUUAGACCGAGAAAAGCAGCCUGUGAUCACCAUGACGCUGACUGCUGUAGAUGGAGGGACUCCCCCAAAAUCAGGCACCUCACAGCUCGUUAUUAAUGUUUUAGACAAUAACGACAACAUUCCGAUCUUUAGCGAAUCUUUGUAUAAAACUAAAAUUAAAGAAAACACACCUGUGGGCACAGCAGUAGUAACUGUGAACGCCACCGAUGCAGAUGAGGGCCUUAACAGCGAGAUUGUUUAUUCACUGAGAAGCAAGGAUCAAGAUCACGUAUUGGAUAUAUUUGAAAUUGAUCAGCAGACAGGUAUCAUUAGGGUGAAAGGUAAUAUAGACUUUGAAGAGAGAAAGGCUUUUGAGAUACGUGUUGAGGCGAGUGACAAAGGGCAUCCUCCGAUGUCUGCUCAUUGUAAGGUGCUGGUGGAAGUGGUGGAUGUAAAUGAUAAUGCUCCUGAGAUUACUGUGACAUCGCUACAUAACACAGUGAAGGAAGAUGCGGCUGUAGGCACCGCAGUUGCACUUGUGUCAGUCCUCGAUAAAGACGGUGGGAAAAACGGUGAUGUAAAAGUCGAAAUUAAAAAUAAAGUUCCAUUCAAACUCGACACUAACUACAAAAAUUAUUAUUCUUUGUUAGUUGAUGGGCCACUAGACAGAGAGAGUAUAUCUAACUACAACGUAACAAUAGUCGCUACUGAUAAAGGAAACCCGCCACUAUCCAGCACGAGUGUAGUUCCCAUACAAGUUUCUGAUGUCAAUGAUAACGCACCUCUGUUCCCAGAGGCCAUGAUUAAUGUAUACGUGAAUGAAAACAGUCCAGUAGGAGCAGUGCUUAAAAGAGUGACUGCAACUGAUGCUGACGCUGACCGAAACAGUCAGGUGAGUUAUUCAUUUUUACAAAGUAACAGUGACCCGAUGCCGUUAUCUACAAUGGUGAAUAUUAACUCAGAGACUGGAGAGAUAAUCAGUCUGCAGUCGUUUAACUAUGAG